GCCGGGAAAUGUAGUCCCCCGGGUGAGGCGGUGUCAGGGGCCUCUACUACAGCCCCAGCACGGUGUAGACGCCUGCGAUGCGCCCAAGACCCAAGACCUUCAAACUGCGGGCCCUGGACAGCCAGAAGAAGUAUGGGGUAGCUGGCAAGAGCUGCAAAGAAGUCCUCCGGAAGGGCUGCCAGAAAUUCCAGCUUCCCUUACCCGACUGCCGACUGUGUUUGUACGAAGAUGGGACGGAGCUGACGGAGGGGUAUUUCCAGAGCGUGCCGGACAACACGGAGCUCGUGAUCCUGACGGCGGGCCAGGCGUGGCAGGGCUACGUCAGCGACAUAGAGCGCUUCCUCAACGUGUUCUACCAGCAGCAAGAGGACGUCAUCGCAGCUGCACGGAAGCUGCUCUCCGACGAGCGGGCUCCCCUGCGCCAGAAGCUGCUGGUGGACCUCCUGCAGAACGUCAGCGAGAAUAUCUCGGCCGAAAGCAGGGAAGAGGACGGAAAGUGGUUUGAAGGCUUAGAAUCUCGAUUUAAGAAUAAAUCUGGCUACAUGAGAUACAGUUGUGAGAGCAGAAUCCGGAGUUAUAUGAAAGAGGUUAACACUUGCGUUUCAGCCAUCGGUCCCAAGGCUCAGGCGGAAUACCUGAAGAUUAUCGGCUGCAUGGGAGAGAAGCUGAAAGCGGCCCAGUACAACGGCGGGUACUUUGACAGGCGAGAAAAGAGGGCCCGGCUCUGUACGCCCGAAGGCUGGUUCUCUUGCCAGGGUCCGUUUGACAUUGACAGCUGCUCCUCCAAACAUUCCAUCAACCCUUACAGCAACCGAGAGAGCCGGAUCCUUUUCAGCACGUGGAAUCUGGAUCACAUAAUAGAAAAGAAGCGCACCGUCGUCCCGACCCUGGCAGAGGCCGUUCGGGAACAAGAUGGAAGAGAAAUAGACUGGGAGUACUUCUACGACCUCCUCUUUACCUCAGAGAAUCUCAAGUUAGUGCACAUUGCCUGCCACAAGAAAACCAGUCAUAACCUCAGCUGCGACAAAACCAGGAUUUACAGAGCCAGGGCAGCUGUUCCCCGAAAACGCAAGUGAACUGCUAAGCAUCCCUUGCUGGACUUUGCCAGCGACUUUUGCGGGGGGAUAAAGGAACCGUAGAACAGGGCUAUUGUCUCGUACCAUCCCGGCUCCUGCCGAGAGCCUUUUGGGCCCUUCCUUCCCUGAAAAAUGGAUGCUCUCGACGCGUUUUUAAAAGGCAGAGAUCGUGGAUUUGGUACACUGUGGGAAAUACCUUAGCUAAGUGGAGGCCCAGUGAAUAUUACCUCAUGACUCCCUCGUAUUGCUUUUCGCUUCCCUAACAUCGUGGCUGUUUGACCGUCUUUCUGGGCAUACUUCCGCUGCCUGAGAAGCAGCUUGCCAUAGUGGAAAGAGCAUGGGCCUGGGAAUCAGAGGCCCUGGGUUCUAAUCCUGGCUCUGCCACUUGUCUGCUGUGUGACCUUAACUCCUCUGGGCCCGUCUCGACCGUCAACUGGGGAUUAGAUCUUAUUUCUUCCUGCUUCAGACUGUGAGCCCCAAGCGAGACAGGGACUGUAUCCCACCCGCUCGAUUUGUGUUUAUCCCGGGGCUUAG
Molecule: messenger RNA, 1610 nt
Organism: Tachyglossus aculeatus (Australian echidna)
Lineage: Eukaryota; Metazoa; Chordata; Mammalia; Monotremata; Tachyglossidae
Gene: DFFB
Product: DNA fragmentation factor subunit beta
Exons: 7
Coding region: 78-1076 (332 amino acids)
Biological process (GO): apoptotic DNA fragmentation; apoptotic process
Cellular component (GO): cytoplasm; nucleus
Molecular function (GO): DNA endonuclease activity
Source: RefSeq, a predicted model, not a curated record